This is a messenger RNA of Prunus armeniaca (apricot), 894 nucleotides long. NCBI's taxonomy places the organism in Eukaryota, Viridiplantae, Streptophyta, Magnoliopsida, Rosales, Rosaceae. The record is from the annotation of a GenBank genome assembly.
AUGGCACAGUGGAACGCCUUCUGGGCUCUCCCUAUGUGCCCCCUUCUCCUCAUGACCCACAAACCAGAGUCUCCUCUAAAGACUUCACUUUUUCACACAACCCCAACAUCUCUGCUCGACUUUACCUCCCAAAUGUCCCUCAAAACCAAACCCAAAAGCUACCCAUCUUGGUUUACUUCCAUGGUGGAGCAUUUUGCAUUGAAUCUGCCUUCUCGUUCCUUGACCACCGUUAUCUCAACCGCUUGGUCUCAGAAGCCCAAACUUGCCCCAGAGAACCCACUUCCUAUUGCUUAUGAAGAUUGCUGGGUUGCGCUUCAAUGGGUCACUUCUCACGCAAACAACGAAGAAUUAGAUGAUAACAAAGAACCAUGGUUACUCAACUAUGGAGAUUUUGAUAGAUUGUACAUUGGUGGUGAUAGUGCAGGUGGCAAUAUUGCACAUAACUUGGCUAUGAAGGUAGGGGCUGAGAGCUUGUCUGGUGGUGUGAAAAUUUUGGGUGCAUUUCUGUCCCACUCUUACUUUUGGGGUUCCAAGCCAAUUGGGUCAGAGCCUAAAGGUGAAGACUUUGAGAAGACUAUGGAGUAUAAACUUUGGGACUUUGUUUAUCCAUCAGCUCCUGGAGGGAUUGAUAAUCCAAUGGUGAAUCCAGCGGGUGAGGGUGCUCCAAGCCUGGCUGGACUCGGGUGCUCUAAGCUGCUUGUGUGUGUUGCAGGCAAAGAUCAGCUGAGGGAUCGAGGUGUUUGGUAUUGUGAUUUGGUGAGGGAAAGUGGGUGGAAAGGAGAAGUGGAGCUGUUUGAAGUGGAAGGAGAGGACCAUUGCUUCCAUAUCUUUAGUGAGACUGAGACGGAGAACGUUAAGAAAAUGAUCAAACGCUUGGCUUCUUUUCUUGUCUAG